Sebastes umbrosus (honeycomb rockfish) is the source of this 4640-nucleotide messenger RNA. RefSeq names its product protein SOGA1. NCBI's taxonomy places the organism in Eukaryota, Metazoa, Chordata, Actinopteri, Perciformes, Sebastidae. Gene Ontology annotation, biological process: regulation of autophagy. Bases 584 to 4234 code for a protein of 1216 amino acids. The record is from RefSeq and is a predicted model, not a curated record. The transcript has 9 exons.
UCUCGUAAUAUUACGACUUUUUUCAUGUAAAGUUAUGACUUUAUUCCGUAAAUCUCAGAUGUUUUUCCCCUCAAUGGGACCCUCAUACUCCGUCAUACAUUAACACUUUGUCCCUCACUGCAUUAGACUUAUAUACUAUAUACUUAGACUAUAAACUGCGUUACCUUCAUCACAAUGCUCAAAUGUUUUGCGGCUCCAGACAGAUUUUUGUUUUGGUUUUUUUUUCCUAAAAUGUCUCUUUUGAUAGUAAAGGUUGCUGACCCCUGACCUAACAGAUCUGUAGGCUACAAGUCUUUAUCAAGAGUGUUUCAUCAAGGGUCAAUGGAAGACUUUUAUUUUGGAAUUGCUAGCCGGAAGUCAUUAAACAUCCACUGCAGAUCACUUUCUGUCCUCUUUCUCUCGCGCACAUUUUGGCAAAGUUUCAGUCUUCAUUCAGGAUGGAGAGCAACCAGUCUUCAGGUUGUCCUCAGUGAGCUCUGAGCUGCAGGACUUUAAUACAUUUCAUCAUAUUUGUGGAAACAUCAUAAUCAUCUUGAACUUAAAAAGCAACAAGAAGAAAAAGAUAAAGAAGAAGAGAGUGGUGAUGAGCAGCUCAAAGACUGCUCUCCGGAGCCAGAGACAACCCAGGGCUCAGCAGCAGGUUUCUGUCCAGAAGAAGAAGAAAGAUGUCCAAAGUGUCUCUCAGUCAGGUCCAGGAGGAGACUCUGUGAAGGAGGUGAAACGACCGGGUAAAGUGUCCUCAGGUGUCCCGCUGGAGAGCCAGAGGAAGCUGUCCGAUGCCAGCAACGCUUCAGAGGACCUGAGCAAAGACUCCGGCUGUCCGUCUGGUAAGCUGUCCUCCUCAGACAGCAGCUCAGAGAUAUCAGACUGCACCUCGGAGGGCAACAAUAAGCAGGACUCUCCGAGCAGCGACAAUGAUUGUGUUAGCCCGGACAGCCCGCAGGAGAGAGGAGACGGUAAACCGUGCGUGAAGGCACCGAGGAGGGAGACCUGCUCUCUGCAGCCGGAUGAUGCUGCCAGAGCCGGGCUCAGUCUGUAUAACUCCUCCGAGGCGUUUAUGGAUCUCAUGAUGGGAGACACAACCGAGGAUCUGGUCCGGGAGGUGGACGAUCUGAGAUCAGAGAACGAAUAUCUGAAAGAUGAGGUUGAGGAGCUUCGCUGUGAGAUGCUGGAAAUGCGUGACAUGUUCCAGGAGGAGGAGGUUUACCAGCUGCAGGAGCUGCGGCUGCUGCUGGAGCAGGCCAACAAGUCCUGUCGUAUCCUGCACUACCGCCUUCGCAAGGCCGAGCGCCGCAGCAUCCGUGUGGCUCAGACGGGGCAGGUGGACGGGGAGCUGGUCCGGAGCUUGGAGCAUGAUAUCAAGGUUGCAAAGAGUGUGUCCCUCCGUCUGUACAACGAGCUGGAGGCGGUGCAGAAGAAGGAUUCCCAGUUGGAGUGGGAAAAUGAGGCGCUGCGUGAGAAGACUCAGGAACUGGAAGUGGCAAAGCAGGUGUUGCAGGCUGAGGUGGAGAAAACCAGAGAGAGCACUCUGAAGAAGAAAAGCAUCCGAUCGACAGCCAGCAGAGCUGAGAAGAGGCUCUCUCAGCAGAUUGAGGAUGACAGCGCUGAUCUCAGGUGCCAACUCCACUUUGCCAAAGAGGAAUUAGCUCUCAUGUGCAAGAAGCUCACCAAGUUGGUAUCAGAGAGCGAGAGCAUGCGUGAGGAGCUGGCCAAAUACCACUCAGCCUACGGCGGCAUAGACGCCACCCAAUAUCCUGAAGGCAAACAAAACUACACCCGCGCCAGGGAGGCAGAGGUCAAAGUUCACCUGAAACUGGUGGAAGAGGAGGCCACGCUCCUCAGCCGGCGCAUCGUUGAACUGGAAAUGGAGAACCGCGGACUGCAAGCAGAAAUGAGCGACCUGAGGGAGAAAAUGGGACGAGGAGGAGGGGAAGAAGAAGAAGAAGAAGAGAAUCGGGAUGUGUUGGAAGAAAAUCUGUCAGCUUCCACGCCGGCGAAGGACAGAGAGGGAAGUUUGAAAACAGGACGCGCAAUGUACGAGCAGGGUCAGGACGAGGAAGAAGAGAAAAGUAAAGGUGACGUUGAGGCUUCAUCACAGACAGAAGGGAUGAUUACUGCUUGUAAUAUUACUAGAGAGGGUCCUGUGGGCGGUGAGUGGGACCCUUCAGACAGUCAUGAGAGCGAUAAGAACCAAAAACCUGACAGAGGUCUCAAAGGAAUGACGGUGAAAGACUAUGAAGCUCUUCUAGCUCUCAGAGAUCAUUCCUGCGUUUUGAGUUCAGCCAUCCAGCUCCUGGUGAUGCCACCAAAAAACGGGCACCGCUCACCUUUUACCUCUCCGACAGAGGUGGACUUGAAUGGCAAGGCCCAUAAGAUAUUCUCACCGGGGCCUUUGAAUGAGGCUUUGGAGCUUCAACAGGCCAUGCUGUUAGCUUUCAUCGGGAGAGUGGAGACGCUCCUAACAGGAGAAGAUUCAGGCGUUCACAAGGACGGACGUGUUUGGGAUUCCUGCACUUUCUCCUCUCUCUCUGAAGACUGUAAAGAUCUUAAUCUUAACGAGUCACCAAGUAAGCAGGAGUGUGUAGAAGACCUCCGCACCUCAGAGGUUAAGGAGAGAGAAAAACAAAUGAGACAAUCCUUCCAAUCGAACUUCAUCCGCAGCUGCAGGGCCCCAAAAAUGCGACUGUCCUUGCAGAUUCUGUGGAUCCUCCAUCAGUGGUGUCAAGCUAAAGGACCCCUGGAGGGGAAAGAGGGUAAAGACAGAAUCAUGUCUGCGCUGCGGGGGUUGUUGCAAGACCUCGGCGCAGAGCUUCGGGAUGAACGGAUUGAACCCGACAGUGAGGCCAAGGCCAAGCAGGGCAGGGCAGCUGAGUGUGCCGGUAUCUUUCAUGAUGAAGCUGACAGGACGUGCAGCUCAAAAGUGAAAAGACUUCGGGUUUCUCCACAUGACUGUGAGAAGAAGAAGAACUGGUGCUAUCUGAGCCAGGAGGCGGCCCAGCUGGACCAAGAAGACCCCGUUAAGACGUGGGACCAUCUAAUCAUGCCGCUUAGCUUCCCUGAUCUGGACUUUGAGCAGAUGUCCAUGGAGAGGAGCCACACUGCCCCGGAGAAGUCUGCCUACCGCAUCUACUACAGCCCCCCGUCAGCCAGAAGAGUCCAGCUGGCUCAGCUGAAGCAAAGCCCCGUCGCAGACAGAGAGUCUGUCAACUCUGGCUCUUGUUGGUGCACGCCGGCGACCUCCUUCUCUCCGCUCUGUCUGGGCUCAGCUGCUAACCUCAGCGACGACAUGAAGGAAAUGACGGCCAGCUGGAGGCAGUCAGUUCAUGGCGGUUCACAGGAGAGGAGGGGGAGAUUACAGCAGCGGUGGGUGGACGUGGCCUGCUCAGGUACUCAGACCCACAUGAAGCCACAGAUGGUGAGCGUUGGUCUGCAGACAGAUGGGUCAGUGACUGUGAGAGGCAGUCCAUCCCGGGUCCUGAGCACCUCCCUUGUCUCCGCCCGCUCUCACCACAUCUCCACCUCACUGGACGGGGUGCCAGGCAGAAUCGAGAGGUCCAGAUCCUCCACCUCCUCACCUAAACUGUACCGGAGACACUCUGCAUCCGGUGCAUCCUCUCCCUCCUCAUCCACCAAUAUGACCUCCUCCUCCUCAUCUCCAUCCACCUCCAGAGACCGAGCACUGUGGAACCUGAACCACCAAAGCCACACCGGCCUCACGUGGACUCGACAAACCAGUCACAGAACCGUCGCAGGACAGAGCCACAGCUCUCUGGGUAGCGCCAAGCCUCCAAGCAAACCUGUAGGCGCCAACCGUUAUGGCAUGGUCACAGAGUUCCUGCGCAGGGUGAGCGGCCGGGCAGAGAAACCGGUACCGGUACCAGUACCGGGGUCAGGGCAGAAGACGAAGAACGGUCUGAAGAACCUGGAACGUGUUCCAACGAGGCCUCCCGCCGCUCCGCUGCACAGGAACGACAGCGUGACGAGGAUCGUCAACCAGAGGUUCAUGAAGCAGAGAGAGGAGAAGGGGAGCAGUCUGAACCACGGCGUCCGACAGAGCCCAAAUACACUCCCAACAGAGGAGGGAAACUACGACUGCAGCUCCAGCAGCACUUUGACCUUCUGCUUCGCCCGCCCAUCUCGCUCCACCCAGAGACAAACGUCAAACCAGAGCAAACUCCACCGACACAGACACUCGCCUCCAGCGAGCGCCGCUGCAGACUCCAACCGUGAGUGAACGGGCGGAGAAACGGCAGCUAUUACUGACACUUCUGGACAGCUGAGAGCGGUCAGAGCGACGGGGGAAGGAAUUUAAAAUGUAAUCUUCAAAUGUAAACCCUGCUUUACUGCAGGAUGGUUGAACUGGGAGAACUGGUAGACUGUAUGUGGGAUGUUUAGGCUUCAUAGCUCAGUCCUUGUGUUUUCUUUUGGUGCAAUUUAUAACACUCGUCUCCUUUUACAGAUGGGUUUAAUGUGGAUUACAACUAUAAUGUUACAAAGCUUAAUUCAUAUUUACAACUUAAACUUUAUAUGACACUGAUUUUGCACUUAUAUUGUAAACUGCAAAUUAACUUUAUAUUAUCUUUGUAGUACUUCGUAGAGAAUAACCUCUUUUUAUUGAAUAAAUAUCUACUAGAUCUGAA